AUGGGUAUUAGUCGUGAUUCCAGGCAUAAGCGUUCCGCUACCGGUGCCAGACGUGAUCAAUACAGAAAGAAGAGAAAGUUCGAGUUAGGUCGUCAAUCUGCCAAUACCAAGCUCGGUGGUAAGCGUAUUCAUUUAGUCCGUGUUCGUGGUGGUAACUUCAAGCGUCGUGCCCUCCGUUUGGAAGGUGGUAACUUCUCUUGGGGUUCUGAGGGUAUUUCCCGCAAGACCCGUCUUUUGACCGUCAUCUACAACGCUUCUAACAAUGAGUUGGUCCGUACCAACACUCUUGUUAAGGGUGCUGUUAUCCAAAUCGAUGCUACUCCUUUCCGUCAAUGGUAUGAAUCCCACUAUGCUAUUGCUCUUGGUAAGAAGAAGGCUGAGGAUGCCGAAAAGACUGCUGAAAAGAAGUCAAGUGCUGUUCAAAAGAAGAUUGAUGCUCGUGCUGCCACUGCUGCUAUCGAUCCUCUCUUAGAUUCUCAAUUCAACGCUGGUCGUCUUUAUGCCGUUAUUGCUUCUCGUCCUGGUCAAUCCGGUCGUUGUGAUGGUUACAUUCUCGAGGGUAAGGAACUUGAAUUCUACCUUCGUAAGAUGAAGUCUAGAAAGUAAAUUCUUUCAAGCAAAAAAAACACAAUCAACCAACCAACUCAAUACAUGAUGACUACUACUUAUUUUUAUAUUGUAAUUGAAUAAAAAAAUAAUAAUAAUGAAAAUACGCA
Messenger RNA from Mucor mucedo, 716 nucleotides. RefSeq names its product 40S ribosomal protein S8. The record is from RefSeq and is a predicted model, not a curated record. Gene Ontology annotation, cellular component: cytosolic small ribosomal subunit; ribosome. The transcript is spliced from 4 exons. Gene Ontology annotation, molecular function: structural constituent of ribosome. NCBI's taxonomy places the organism in Eukaryota, Fungi, Mucoromycota, Mucoromycetes, Mucorales, Mucoraceae. Bases 1 to 606 code for a protein of 201 amino acids. Gene Ontology annotation, biological process: translation; maturation of SSU-rRNA from tricistronic rRNA transcript (SSU-rRNA, 5.8S rRNA, LSU-rRNA).